Molecule: messenger RNA, 2976 nt
Organism: Lipotes vexillifer (Yangtze River dolphin)
Lineage: Eukaryota; Metazoa; Chordata; Mammalia; Artiodactyla; Lipotidae
Gene: CEP128
Product: centrosomal protein 128
Exons: 18
Cellular component (GO): centriole; spindle pole
Source: RefSeq, a predicted model, not a curated record
GUGGUUUGGGGAAAGUGUAGGGGCAACCAAGGUCAUCCAUUUGACUAGGCCUUUUGCCCUGAACCUCAUGAAGAAAUGAUAGGAGGCAGACUUACGUGCCUAAGAAGAGCACUGAGCUCAGAGGACAGCAACAUAGAGUUUUGGGGGUGUGCUUUGAUUUUUGCACCUCAAUGGCAGGAUCCUCCAACGAUUCAGACCACUUCCGCUCUCGUGACCGAUUGGGUCGAUGGACUGCCAGUUCAAUACACAGGGAAACUCGAAAUCCUCCUACUGUGGAUGUCACUGAGAAGGUCAACACUAUAACAAGUACUUUACAGGACACCAGUCGGAACCUGCGGCAAGUCGACCAGAUGCUUAGACAGUAUCGAGAAUAUAGUAAUGGACAGGCGGGGGCUAUAGAACACUUAAAAGAAAGCUUGGAGCAAUCAAUAGGCCAACUGCGGAGUCAAAGGUUAUUGAGAAACUCAGGAGGGAGAAGUAUUUCUGUUACAAGUCUGAGUACAAGUGACCUCGAUGGUGGCACUGUGACAGAGAGCCACCAUUUUCCACCUACCUCACCUCUGAAGGACUAUGGGGAUCAACAGGGUAUUAAACGAAAUAGGUCCAGAACUGGUGUCCGAUUUGUUCGGGAGACUGAUGACGUGGGCCAGUUUCAUGCUUUUCAUCAGUCCCUCCGAGACCUCAGCAGUGAACAAGUUCGCCUUGGAGAUGAUUUCAACCGGGAACUUGCCAGAAGAAGCCGGUCCGAUGCUGAAACAAAAAGGGCUUUGGAAGAACUGACUGAAAAACUUAAUGAAACCCAAAAACAAGAAGUGGUUUCAGAUCGGGUAGAGCGACGGCUUCAAGAAAUAGAAAGAGAGAUGCGUACGGAAAGAGAGCUGGUGGAAAGACGGCAGGAUCAACUGGGACUUAUUUCUUUGCAGCUACAGGAGGCAUUGAAGAAACAAGAAGCUAAAGCAGAGGAGAAUGAGGGAGUAGUGAAAAAUAAGCUAAGACAAAGUGAAACUGAAAAGAGUAAACUUGAACAGGAAUUGGAGCUAUCUCGAAGGUUAUUGAAUCAGUCAGAAGGCAGCAAAGAAACACUUUUGCAUCAGGUAGAAGAACUCCGUACACAACUCAUGAAAGCAGAAGGUGAUCAAAAAGGCUUAGUACAUCAAGUAUCUCAGAUUUCCAAGCAACAGUCAAACCAUCAGGACGAUCAAGAAGACGACUGGAGGUUUAGAAGAGGGGUUGAGCGGGAAAAAGAGGAUCUGGGGAAGCAGAUGUCAGAUUGGAGAGUGCAGCUGAACUUCAGUGCAAUGGCAUCUGAGUUAGAGGAAGUGAAGCGGUGUUUGGAGCAAAAAGACAAGGAGAGAGUACAUUUGGCAGCACAAGUAGAGAAUUUAACCUGUGAAUUGGAGAACAGGGAGAAACAGCAACUAGAGAUGUUGGAUGAACUGAAGGAGAUCCAGAAUCACUUUGAGACAUGUGACGCCAGACAUAAGUGCGCUGACCUCCAGAUCUCAAAGCUGACUCAGCAUGCUGAGGAUGCAACCAAGCAGGCCGAGCAGUACCUCCUUGAGUUCCAGCAGUCGGAGGCCCUGAGACAGGAAGCAGAGGAGAGGAGAGAAGAGCUGAAGCUGAAAGCUCAGGAGUCCAUUAGGCAGUGGAAGCUUAAGCAUAAGAAGUUAGAGCGAGCACUGGAGAAACAAUCUGAAACUCUUGAUCAACUGACAGACAAGAAUAAUCAGAUUCUAAAAGAAAAGGAUGAAUUGAAAAGCCAGCUUUAUGCAGCGUUACAACAAAUAGAGAAUCUUCGAAAGGAAUUGAAUGAUGUGCUAACCAGGCGUGCCCUUCAAGAGGAGGAGCUUCACUGUAAGGAGCAGAAACUAAGUGAUGUUAAGUCUCAUCAAGCUGACCUUGAACUAGAAGUCAGGGAUUCCCUGGAUACCAUCCAUAAGCUAGAAAGUGAACUGAAAACGCAGAGUAAGAUUCAAAGCCAGAUGAAAGCUGAGAAAGCGCACCUGGAGGAAGAAAUUGCAGCGCUGAAGGAGAGCCAGGCCAAGGACCAAGCUCAGCUUCUUGAGAUGCAAGAGGCCAUCAAGGACUUGAGUGCCAUCCGGGCAGAUCUCGCCAAUAAAUUAGCGGAGGAACAGAGAGCCAGGAAGGAGGUACUUAAGAACCUUUCUGACCUCAAGACACAGGCAAAAUCCAAAGACGAAGAAACAGCUACAAUCAUUACACAGUUAAAGCUGGAAAGAGAUGUUCACCAGAGGGAGCUGGAAGAUCUCACAUUCUCAUUGCAGAGUAUGAAAACUAAACAUGAACAGAAUAUCCGGGAGCUGAUGAAGCACUUCAAGAAAGAAAAGAGUGAGGCCGAGAAUCAUAUUAGGACACUGAAGGCAGAAAGCUUAGAAGAUAAGAAUAUGGCUAAAGUCCAGCGUUCUCAGCUAGAGAAGUUGAAAUCACAGUAUGACAGGUUGACAGAGGAAUUAACUCAGAAUGAAAAUGAGAACAAAAAACUGAAGCUAAAAUACCAGUGUUUGAAGGACCAACUAGAAGAAAAGGAAAAACAUAUAAACAAUGAAGAAGAGCACUCAAGGAGGAUGGAAGAGGCCAGAUUGCAGCUCAAGGAUCAACUUCUUUGUCUGGAGACUGAACAGGAAUCCAUUCUUGGUGUGAUAGGAAAGGAAAUUGAUGCAGCUUGUAAAACCUUCUCCAGGGACUCAAUGGAGAAAUUGAAAGUUUUUUCAUCUGGUCCUGAUAUUAAUUAUGACCCACAUCGCUGGUUAGCAGAAAGCAAGACUAAACUUCAAUGGCUCUGUGAGGAACUGAGAGAGAGAGAAAACAGAGAGAAAAGUCUACGGCACCAGCUGAUGUUGUGCAGACAACAACUCGGGAACAUGACUGAAAACAAGGAAGCUGAGCUUCAGUGUCUCUUUGAACAAAUAGAAAGACAGGAGCAGCUUCUGGAAGAAAUACAUCGGGAGAAGAGAG